Molecule: messenger RNA, 2597 nt
Organism: Gambusia affinis (western mosquitofish)
Lineage: Eukaryota; Metazoa; Chordata; Actinopteri; Cyprinodontiformes; Poeciliidae
Gene: mapkap1
Product: MAPK associated protein 1
Exons: 12
Coding region: 575-2152 (525 amino acids)
Biological process (GO): TORC2 signaling
Cellular component (GO): TORC2 complex; plasma membrane; cytoplasm
Molecular function (GO): phosphatidylinositol-4,5-bisphosphate binding
Source: RefSeq, a predicted model, not a curated record
UUAAGGAUUCGACCUAUAUCGCUAACCGUAAUUGAUGUAGAGACUUUGCACAGUAAUAAAGAUCAGGUUUAGAGGGCAAAUUAAGCUUUCCAACUUCAAAGUAUUUUUGGCGUGACGUCAUUUCUAUAAUAAAGUUCCAAUUUCCGAGGCAAACUAAACGCACCAAAAUAGACGGAAUUGUCCUGGAGUAGCGCUAUGAUUCUGUUAUAUGGUAUUUGUUAACAGUGAAAAGAACUAUUUGCUUUAUCUCAAGUUACCACGGAUAAUGCGCUGUCGUUGACUUUUGUUCCCGCUGUUGGCUGUCAGUUCUGAAGGUGGGAUUUUAAGAGGUUAUGAUAGCGGCUAACUACAGCCAGCUAACCAGAUCCAGUCUCCGUGAUCCCCGGGUUGGUUUACGAGGUGGUGAUAGUUCUACGAUGGAGCUGAAUCAGUAGUUAGAGCAGCAAGAGUUGAAGCUUCAUCAUAAUCCACUCCUUUAACGCCAUUCAACAGGAACUGUUUUGGAAAGGAGCCCUAAGGUAAAAGAAAGCCAAACCUCCCUAAGCCUUAGGCUCUGCUUUGUAAAACUCAGAAAAUGGCUUUCCUGGACAAUCCAGCAAUUAUCUUGGCCCACAUUAGACAGUCCCAUGUGACCAGUGAUGAUACAGGAAUGUGUGAGAUGGUUUUAAUAGACCAGGAUGUGGAUCUGGAGAAGUGCCAACUUACUCUGGUACCCGGCGGCAGCUGUGGGUCAUCUGAGUCCACCUCUCUCAGUGAAGAUAGUGGUACCAUGGCGGACAGUCAUACUUGUGACCUCUCUCAGUCCAUGGACAUCACUUCUAGCUGGGACUUUGGCAUUCGCCGACGCUCCAACACAGCACAAAGACUUGAAAGACUCAGAAAAGAACGGCAAAAUCAAAUCAAAUGUAAAAAUGUUCAGUGGAAGGAAAGGACAAGCUCUCAUUCUGCGGAAGAUUUGGGAUCUCUGUUUGAAAAGCGGGACUUCAAAGACAGGCUGCGAACAGCUGGGGCUAAAUCCACCUUAUCACUACGGCUGGAACAGUGUCCACAGCAGCUCAACAACCCCUUUAAUGAAUACUCUAAAUUUGAUGGCAAGGGUCACAUAGGUACCACAGCUACCAAGAAGAUAGACGUCUACCUCUCAAUGCAGAUGACUCAGGAGAAAAUGCAUCCGAUGACGGUGGUCACCAUUGCAAACGCUCGUGUUCACGACCUCAUUGGACUCAUCUGUUGGCAGUACACAAGCGAGGGACGAGAACCCAAACUCAGUGAGAAUGUGGAGGCCUACUGCCUUCACAUUGCUGAGGACGAUGGUGAGGUGGAUACUGACUUCCCACCACUUGAUUCCAAUGAGCCAAUCCACAAGUUUGGCUUUAGCACGCUAGCAUUGGUGGAGAAAUACUCUUCACCUGGCUUGACUUCUAGACAGUCACUGUUUGUCAGAAUAAAUGCUGCUCAUGGUUUCUCUUUAAUUCCUGUGGAUAGUCUGAAGGUAACCAUGAAGGAGAUUCUCCAAAAAGCACUCAAGAAGAGGAAGGGUUCACAAAAAGGGUCAGGGCCCAUGUAUCGUCUGGAGAAGCAGAUGGAGCCUAAUGUUGCAGUCGACCUGGAUUCUACUUUGGAAAGCCAGAACACCCUGGAGUUUUGCCUGCUCAGAGAAAACAGCUCCAGAGGUGAGGAGAGCUCUGAGGAGGACCCUACUAUUGAUAUCACCACAGUCCAAGACAUGUUGAGCAGUCACCAUUACAAGUCGUUCAAGAUCAGCUUGAUUCAUAAGCUGCGUUUCACCACAGAUGUUCAGCUAGGCAUUUCAGGUGAAAAAGUGGAAAUCGAUCCUGUCACAAGUCAGAAGUUUUGGAUUCGCCAAAAACCCAUCUCUAUCGACUCAGACCACCUUUGUGCCUGUGACCUUGUUGAGGAGAGAAGUCCCAGCCAUGCCAUUUUUAAGAUUACUUAUCACAGCAACCAUGACUACAAGGCUCUGUACUUUGAGUCUGAUGCUGCUACUGUCAAUGAAAUUGUGCUCAAGGUGAACUACAUCCUGGAGUCUCGGGCCAGCACCUCCCGGGCAGAUUACUUUGCCCAAAAGCAACGCAAACUUAGCCGCAGGACAAGCUUUAGUUUCCAGAAGGAAAAGAAAACUGGGCAGUAGAUGCACACGACUGAAACCACUUCGCUGAGGCUACACAGAUCCAUCUGCCAGACACCUUUCCAGUACAAAGAGAAUCUUGGAUGUAAUUCAGGAUUUCAGAUGUAGAAUCUGAUAGAAAGUCAAGUUAAAGACUAAAGAAAUGGCAGAAAACAAAAGUUCUGCUUCAGCUGGUGCAAAUUGAAAACCUCUAUAACCCAAUGAAGGAGCAGAUUUCAUAACUAGAGGGAACUUGCAUGUUGACUUUUGGACAGAUUAGCUGCUGUGCUUUGAUUCUUCACUUGUUGCCUCUGUAUGCGAGUACUGCUCAAGCAAGUUGUUAAAGUUGCACGUUGAACAUUAGUUUCACUUCUCUUUUGUUAACAGAUUUGAAUCCUCACCAUUUGAUGUAUUGUAUAUACAAAUUUUAUAAUCAGAAAAUGAAAUAACAUAAAAUUAUAUUAGCCCA